This is a messenger RNA of Aphanomyces astaci, 596 nucleotides long. RefSeq lists its product as hypothetical. The record is from RefSeq and is a predicted model, not a curated record. NCBI's taxonomy places the organism in Eukaryota, Oomycota, Saprolegniomycetes, Saprolegniales, Verrucalvaceae. The transcript has a single exon. Bases 201 to 590 code for a protein of 129 amino acids.
CGACAAACAUAAUCCUUCCUCCCACCAGCAGCAUCAUCAUGGUCUGGGACAUGGUCUAGGCGGCAACGUACUGCAAGAAGUGGUACGAGGCGAACAAAGAGAAGCGCAGAUCAAAGCGUACCAGCAGCAACACAAGGAGCAGGAGCUCAAGUACUUGCGCACGAACAAAUUGCGGCACCACGACAAGUAAAUAGGGUGCGAUGGAAUCUCAACAAGGACGUGUUGGCAGCCAGACGAAAGGUCUAUCGAGGCUCGCGAGGCGAGGAAGGCGCGGGACAAGGAGUACAGACUACGUCGGAAGGCAGAGAAAGCGCGCGUCGGCGAUGAAGAGAACGAUGAGCGAACGACGACGUAGUACCAACGACUCGACCGAUUGCAACGAAAAAAUUCAAUCAAUUGGCGGACGCCCGAAAGAAGACGCUGCUCGGAGUCUCGUGGCAUUGCAUGAAGUGUCCCCCGCGUCGAGCGAAGUUCAAUAUAUUUGGACGUUUCUCUGGGGUUUCAACAAGCAAGUGACAAUGCCUGUAAUGGUUGUAGUACGCUUACUAGUAUGCUUAUACGAUGUUGACGAUGCGGAUAUAUGUGACUAGUCAUGC